ACUUCCAAAUUCGUGAAAGAAAUUUAACAGUUUCAGAUCUGCAUCGGUUAGACAAUAGUAUUAUACUUUGCUUUAUUAGCAUAACAACUUCAUUAGCCACUGAAAACCGAGAGAUUUCUUGUGGGAACUGAAGACAAACACGAUUUGUGGGUUGGAAGAUAAAAAUUGCGUUACCUGAUUUUAACUAAAUCGACAGUCGUGGCUCUCCAGCUAAACUUCAAAUCAUAGCUAAAUUAAGGAGAUUGAGGAGAGCAAAAUAGCUAUUGCUGGUUUCUGGAUCACUGAGACAAGAAGAAAGAGUUAACCUUCGGCGGAGUAAACAAAUCGACAGUGAAGGCUAAAUUGAAUAUACUGUGUAUACCCCUCCACAUAGACCAGAAAAUUUCACACUAUCAAAGUAGUAAUCUUGAAGAAGACAUCUAAUUGUUUAUGCAUUUAAACUCAGCCAUCCUCUACCUAUAAGGGACCUAUGGUUGUCUGGGUGAUUCAGUUAAAAGCACUUUGUCGAUCGCCUACAGAUUUUGUAUCACACUCUUAAGAAAACAUCUUUUGGCGCUCAGUGGAAAUAAGGUUGGAUCCCUAAAGCCAUUUUGAGGACAAUAUCUUUUCUUUCCUGUGACAGAAAGAGAGCGAAUCGAACAUUUGAUAACCACAGAAUAAGACUGAGCAUUGAGAAACCAGAAAGUGCAAAGAACUGAAGUACUCGCUCAGCAAGACGAACGACGAACCUCUGAAGCUUGAAAAAACAGCCGCUCUUGGAAAGUUGGAAGAUUCGAAUCAAUAGACGACAUCAGUGAUACAGACAGGUGUAGUUGUGCCUGGAGGUCUUGUCAGAGCAAGACAUCUACGUCACCUCAGCGUCAGUAAGCUUCGAACUCUACGAUGAACAAUAAAGCGGUUAUCUCCAUUUUGCUCUUAUUUGUCGUGAUCGGGUUAGUGUGGUGUAACGGUGCCAAUAAGACGGAAAGCUGUAACGGCACCAAUGUGACAAAUAAGACAACAUACUCUAAUAGCACCGAGAAGAAGAAGCUAUUCAUUGCAGUACUCGAUAAAAAAGAAUCCGACGUUCACGCCGUAGAACCCGGUAUACAACUGGCGAUCGAAGUUGCCAAGAACUCUUCAGAAUUUAAAGAUUUCCUGGACAAGUAUGAAAUAAUAACCAAAGUGUACUACACAAAUGGUAAAGAAGCAAAUGCCAUAGUUACCGCUAUACAUGUACUGAGAUAUCACUCAAAGGUGGAUGGAUUUGCCUUGAUUCUACUUGGUCCUCAAACUCCUCCCGAAGCUUCCUCGUUAUUGAAACUUGCACGAUUCUACAGAAAGCUUAUGGUAACGUACCUAACCACAACGCCCAGCUACCAGGAAUUAAAAGAUCCUUACGGGUUUACGUUUGCACCAUCAGCUUUUACUUUCAAUAAAGCUGUCAAAAGCAUAUUAAAGUUCUUUAAAUGGAAAAGAGCCGCCUUGGUGUACGACUUUCUAGAGGCAGACGGUCUCUAUGUCAAGACUGUGAGUAACCUGAUAGAGAAAGCAGACUUUGAAGUUAUUGGAUUUGAAGCAAUAAAUACUGGUGAAAUCAGCCCUGAAGAGGACGUCAACGUAGAUAUCCAAGUUAAACUGAAAAAACUAAAGGACUUGGAUGCUAAAAUAUUCUUUGGUGCUUUCAAUGGAAGAGGAGCUAGUCUGGUGUUUUGCAACUUGUACAAAAUGGGCAUGUAUGGACCAGAGUUUGUGUGGAUCCUGCACCCUGACGCGGAGACCGUCGAUGUAUGGAAUUUCUAUGCCGCAACCGAGAGGUUCAAGAACAAAACCGGGACAUGUACAAAAGAAGAGUAUGAAGAAGUAGCAGACAGAACUAUUAUCCUAGACAAAAAAAUUUUAUAUCGGACGGAUAAUAAUACCAUUACUGCAUCUGGUCUGUCAUUACGCCAAGCGUUCAUGAUGAAAGGCUUCGAAAACAAGAAAGAAUCUAAGAAGAUCGAGUUUACAACUGCCUUUGACACCAUGUGGUCCAUCAUGCUAGCUUUAAAGGAGGCAAAUGCUGAAGAAUUUCCUCUGGAAUAUAAUGUAGAAAAUUUUUUUGGGGAUGAUACCAUAUCAAAAACUAUUGUAUCAAAACUGGGAAAUGUGUCCUUUGAAGGACUUACGGGUCCAAUAUCGUUUGAUCCCGACGAGGACUACAGACAAGGGAUAAUAGGAGUGAAGCAAUACAGAACUAGCGAAAAGGGUCUUGUACAAAUUGGAAGACAUGACACAAAGAAAGAUAAGUUUGAGUUGUUCAACAGCACCAAUGUAUGGAAAGAUGGUUUUACGCCUUACGACAGUUCACAGAAAAAAUUGGAGCCGCAAGCCGUUGCUAUUGAACUCUAUAUUGUAUUUUCAAUCGCUUCAUCCAUUGGAAUCCUGUUGGGGAUAAUGUUUCUGGUGUUUAAUCGAUAUUAUCGCAAGUACAGGUUUAUCCGGCUGUCUGCACCACUAUUUAAUGAUGUCAUGGUCGUGGGCUGCAUCAUGUGUCUUAGUACGGUGUAUUUAUUUGGUAUAAGAAAUUAUGGCGAUCCAAAAACAAUCAUGCCUCCUAUCUGCAAGGCCCGAGCGUGGAUUUUGAAUGUUGGGUUUUCAUUGGCCUUCGGAGCCAUGUUCAUCAAAACGUGGCGAAUUUACAAGAUUUGUACCAACAAGCGCCUAAAAGUUCGCCUCGGUCCUUUGUCCGAUUGGUGGAUGCUUGCAAUGGUUGGUGGGAUCGUUUUAAUUGACGUGGGUAUCAUGGUUGCGUGGGAAAUCGAAGACCCCCUGGAGUGGGCUCAGCAAAACUUUACUGAGAGGAAAGACGAAGAGAAACCCUUUAUCAUCAUUAUACCAACGCUGAACACCUGUACCGCCAAGAACUUGACGGUAUGGUUGGCUUUGAUCUACGUAUACAAGGGCGUUUUGCUACUGUAUGGACUCUUCCUUGCUUACGAGACAAGAAACGUGGUGUAUGCUCAUCUCAACGACUCUCGUGUCAUUGGCAUCUGUGUGUAUAACGUAGUUGUGUUGUCCACCAUCGGGGCAUUUCUGGCGCUGAUUCUGAACAAUCAUCAAUACGAGCAAUUGUACGCCGCCUUGAGUGUGUGUAUUAUAUUUCCAGCCACAGUUACCAUAUCCUUAAUUUUCAUCCCAAAGCUAAUACAUCGGAUGAAAAUGAGCUCCCUCGAAGAUGAGGCAGGAGAAUCAACGACAAACACCAGAACCUUUAAUCGGCCGUCCAUUGACAUAACCAGUACUUGCGGUUAUGCCACUGAGAUGGGUAGAGAGAGAUACGUUGAUGCUUCUUCAGCGAACGGCAGCGUUAACACGCUUUGUGUGUAUCAAAACGGAGAUGCUGGACUUUCUCCUGCUCCUUCACCGAAACCACCCACGAAAUUCCAAGAAAUAUCGCCUAAAACUCUCGAAGAUUGAGGGUAUAGUACGAUAAUAAAAAGAAGGAUUUAAACGUCGCCAUGUGACAACGAAAAUUCAACUCACCUUUAACUCUCGGGCUAUUGGUAUUUCUAGAAUUUUUUAAGAGAAUUAUCGCGAGGAGGAAGACAUGCCCACGUCCCAAAAUUGCUUUGAAGUUUAUCCACAAGUACGGAGGACAACCCGUCCUGGAGAAGUCGGUUGUUAGGAUAUUGUGUUGCCACUGAGCCUUCAUGAGUGCGAAACUGUUCAAACUGAUUACUGAUGACAAAGCACAGUGGAUACAUCUCACCGAAAAAAUGAAUUUCGGACAGAAGUUGUGAAAUCCGAAGUUGUGGGUGUGUGUCAACCUCAAGGGAUGUUACGUGAAGAAAAAACUCGUAAACUUCACACGCUGGUCUCGCAAUUUUAAAAACUUCUACGGUUCUUCAAGUAAAUAAACGCAGGAAAUUUGUGGAAAUACUUUUAGAUCUUUGAACUGAAGAAAGCUGGAACUGCUACGUAGAACAUUUUGUCUUAGCUGUUUUUAGGUGCUGGAUCUCACUUGAAAUACUCUCAAUGGUCUAUCUUUAAAAAAUUUUGAAGAAUUUUAAAUAUUGACCGUAGUGCAACUGUAUUUAAAUGAAAAUAUACAGUUGUUAUUAUCAUCAUCAACAUCAGUGUCAUUAUUGUUAUCAUUAUCAUCAUUAUUAUUUAUUAUCAGUAAUUUGUGUGAAUUAGAGUGAGCUACAGCUUUAUAGAUAACCACGGUAAGCAUAUCGACAAAAACAAUAAGUUUGAGUCUGUUGAAAACAUCGUCAAGGCGUUCACGUACACUGAAAAGCAGAGAGAGAAGGUCCUUGAGACCCUCUGCUUAUUUCUGGAACUUAUUCAAUCGGAAUUCAGUGUAGUGUGUACAUUUUAAAACGUGGUUCGGCCACCAUGCCGACUGAAUCUUGCAAGUUCGUAGAGCCAUUUCAUAGCUUGUGCAUCAUAAAAAAUUAGCACAUGUUACCUUUAACUAAGGGCAGGAGAUGAAGCUCUUGAAGAGACGUGAGUCUUCCUUUUUACCAGGAGAGUCAUUUGUAAAUUGUUCUUAAUAAAAACUUGAAAUCAA
This is a messenger RNA of Pocillopora verrucosa, 4534 nucleotides long. The record is from RefSeq and is a predicted model, not a curated record. Lineage: Eukaryota; Metazoa; Cnidaria; Anthozoa; Scleractinia; Pocilloporidae.